Physella acuta is the source of this 1995-nucleotide messenger RNA. RefSeq names its product proteoglycan 4-like. Lineage: Eukaryota; Metazoa; Mollusca; Gastropoda; Physidae. The record is from RefSeq and is a predicted model, not a curated record.
AUGUCAAUGUAUGUGUUCUCUUUCCUAAAAUAUAAGUAUAAGUAUAUUGCAAUAAUAAGACUUGAAUUUGAACUAAAACAGAAUCCAAAAUCUCUUCAAUCCCAUACACUAACAACCGUUAAUUCUCCAAGACACAAAAGUCAACAUUUUAAUCGCAUUACCGGCCAGACAACAAGCCUGUCAAACAUACGUGUCAAACAAACGCUGGACAAACCAUUGUCAGACAGCAAACAACAUCACAGGCAACAAACCAAGAAUCAACGCAACAAGAAAUAUCCAACAAUAUCACAGGCAACAAACCAAGAGUCACAGCAACAAGAAGACCCAACAACAUCACAGGCAACAAACCAAGAGUCACAGCAACAAGUAGACCCAAUAACAUCACAGGCAACAAACCAAGAAUCAACGCAACAAGAAAUAUCCAACAAUAUCACAGGCAACAAACCAAGAGUCACCGCAACAAGCAGACCCAACAAUAUCACAGGCAACAAACCAAUAGUCACAGCAACAAGCAGACCCAACAACAUCACAGACAACAAACCAAGAGUCACCGCAACAAGAAGACCCAACAACAUCACAGCUAACAAACCAAAAGUCAUCGCAACAAGAAGACCCAACAAUAACACAGGCAACAAACCAAGAGUCACCGCAACAAGCAGACCCAACAACAUCACAGGCAACAAACCAAGAGUCACCGCAACAAGAAGACCCAACAACAUCACAGCUAACAAACCAAAAGUCAUCGCAACAAGAAGACCCAACAACAACACAGGCAACAAACCAAGAGUCACCGCAACAAGCAGACCCAACAAUAUCACAGGCAACAAACCAAUAGUCACAGCAACAAGCAGACCCAACAACAUCACAGGCAACAAACCAAGAGUCACCGCAACAAGCAGACCCAACAAAAUCACAGGCAACAAACCAAGAGUCACCGCAACAAGAAGACCCAACAACAUCACAGGCAACAAACCAAGAGUCACCGCAACAAGAAGACCCAACAAAAUCACAGGCAACAAACCAAGAGUCACCGCAACAAGAAGACCCAACAAAAUCACAGGCAACAAACCAAGAGUCACCGCAACAAGCAGACCCAACAAAAUCACAGGCAACAAACCAAGAGUCACCGCAACAAGAAGACCCAACAACAUCACAGGCAACAAACCAAGAGUCACCGCAACAAGAAGACCCAACAAUAUCACAGGCAACAAACCAAGAGUCACCGCAACAAGCAGACCCAACAACAUCACAGGCAACAAACCAAGAGUCACCGCAACAAGCAGACCCAACAACAUCACAGACAACAAACCAAGAGUCACAACAACACGCAGACCCAACAACAUCACAGGCAACAAACCAAGAGUCAACGAAACAAGCAGACCCAACAACAUCACAGGCAACAAACGAAGAGUUACUGCAACAAGCAGACCCAACAACAACACAGGCAACAAACCAAGAGUCACCGCAACAAGAAGACCCAACAACAUCACAGGCAACAAACCAAGAGUCACCGCAACAAGAAGACCCAACAAAAUCACAGGCAACAAACCAAGAGUCACCGCAACAAGAAGACCCAACAACAUCACAGGCAACAAACCAAGAGUCAACGAAACAAGCAGACCCAACAACAUCACAGGCAACAAACGAAGAGUUACUGCAACAAGCAGACCCAACAACAACACAGGCAACAAACCAAGAGUCACCGCAACAAGAAGACCCAACAACAUCACAGGCAACAAACCAAGAGUCACCGCAACAAGAAGACCCAACAACAUCACAGGCAAUAAACCAAGAGUCACAACAACAAGAAGCCCCAACAACACCACAGGCAACAAACCAAGAGUCGCCGCAACAAGCAGACACAACAUUACCACAGGCAACAAACCAAGAGUCACCGCAACAAGCAUACACAACAACAUCACAGGCAACAAACCAAGAGUCACCACAACAAGCAGACCCAACAACAUCACAGGCAACAUAGAUUGUAACACCUAA